Messenger RNA from Drosophila subobscura, 1999 nucleotides. It is a transcript of the gene vib, whose product is annotated as phosphatidylinositol transfer protein beta isoform. Gene Ontology annotation, molecular function: phosphatidylcholine intramembrane carrier activity; phosphatidylinositol transfer activity; phosphatidylcholine binding. The coding region runs from base 142 to 963 and encodes 273 amino acids. Gene Ontology annotation, cellular component: cytoplasm. NCBI's taxonomy places the organism in Eukaryota, Metazoa, Arthropoda, Insecta, Diptera, Drosophilidae. The record is from RefSeq and is a predicted model, not a curated record. The transcript is spliced from 9 exons. Gene Ontology annotation, biological process: phospholipid transport.
UGACUCGUGUUUUUUAGCCGACAAUUCAUAAAAAAAAUCAAGAAAAAAUCAAUUUAAGUGAAACUAAAACGCCGCUCAACUAAAUUGUAUUAACAAGUGAAUGAAAACGUUUUCGAAAAGUGAAAUAAAAAUUUGGAAAAAAUGCAGAUCAAAGAAUUCCGCGUGACUUUGCCAUUGACUGUGGAAGAGUAUCAAGUUGCACAAUUAUUCUCAGUGGCCGAGGCGUCAAAGGAGAACACAGGCGGCGGCGAGGGCAUUGAGGUAUUAAAGAAUGAGCCAUUCGACAACGUUCCACUGCUGGGUGGCAAAUACACUUCCGGUCAAUAUACAUAUAAGAUCUAUCAUCUGCAAUCAAAAGUUCCAGCGUACAUAAGACUAUUGGCACCCAAGGGCUCUCUGGAGAUACACGAGGAGGCAUGGAAUGCUUAUCCCUAUUGUCGAACGAUUAUCACGAAUCCUGGUUAUAUGAACAAAAACUUUCUUAUAACUAUUGAAUCGAAUCAUUUUAACAAUGACCUUGGCGACUUACCGAAUGUGCACGAACUGACGCCGGAUAAGCUGAAAGCACGCGAGAUAGUGCACAUUGACAUUGCCAAUGAUCCGAUAUUGCCUGCAGAUUUCAAGUCCGAAGAGGAUCCCACCACCUACCAGUCAAAGAAGACGGGACGUGGCCCUCUGGUGGGUGCCGACUGGAAAAAGCGUGUGGAUCCCGUGAUGACCUGCUACAAGCUGGUGACAUGCGAAUUCAAAUGGUUCGGCCUGCAGACAAGAGUAGAGAAUUUUAUACAAAAGUCAGAGCGACGCCUUUUCACAAACUUCCAUCGCCAAGUUUUCUGUUCAACCGAUCGCUGGUACGGUCUAACAAUGGAGGACAUUCGCGCCAUCGAGGAGCAGGUCAAGGAAGAGCUGGACAAGGCGCGGCAGGUGGGCGAAGUGCGGGGCAUGCGUGCGGAUGCCGAUUAAAUAUAUUAGUAGUAGAAAAUUGUAAAGCAAAAUAUAAAAUGUGUAUUGUAAAAAGGAGUAAAACAACAAAAACUAAAAGGCAAAGCAAAAUACAAAAUGAAGAUACAAAAUUGCAUAAAUAAAUGUACGUUAUAAAAACAAAAACAAAACUGGAAACAAAAACACCAACUGCAAAACUAAAAAUCGAAAAGCAAAAGCAUUAACGAAAUGAAAGCAAUUUGAAUGCGUGGCGUGCAUCAACAACCACAAAAGAACACCAAGUGUAUGACAAGAAAGUAUAAAAAAAAUUAAAAAUAAAAGUUUAGUUACAUAUAGAAUAGAGCACCCGACAAAAAGAAACAUUUGCAGGAGCGAACCCAACCUGCACUCGUAUGUAAAAUGUAUUCACGGAAGGGACUCACGCACCUUUCUGUCUCCCAAUUCGUUUUUCCUUCUCCUUGUAAUGGAAUUCAAUAUGGAAGUUGAUUAAAGUUGCAUUUUGUAUAAAUUUUGAGAAUAAAACCAAAUGACAGAUUAAUGUAAAAAGUUAAACACAAAAGCCACACACCAACCACACCACAUUCGAAAUGAACGAAUAUAAAUGAGAAUCGAAAGGGAAGGAAAUCCAUCCAGGGAGAGCCUGGAGCGGGUUCGCAGAGCAGAGCAUUUUGAACAUGCGAUUUCUAUAGACAUAAAGACAAAGAGAGAGACAGAGAAGAGAGGAGAUUAGAUUGUUGAGACAUCUCAAAAGAUAUGUACAAUGUACAUGGAAGGCAGGGUUUAUUUGCAUUCAUGGUUUAUGCAUCCUGUGGUCUGCAUUUGAUUUGCAUUUCAAAAAGUCAAUGUAACAAUCAGCCGAGAAUGAGAAGGAGGAGGAAGCGGAGUAAAAGGUCGAGGGUCUGUGGUGUUUUGUUGUCAAAUAUGGACAGGGCAAACACAGUAACUUGCCUUUCAUUUGGGUUGACUCAAGGAUCGUGAUAGCCAAUAGUUUUCUUCGAGCAUAAACAAACACUAGAAAACUGCCAAUAUCUACUCGAUAAAAAUGCCUAAAAUUAUA